CUUUCCCGCCAGGCCCGGCCGGGCCGCGGCCGCUGCUGCUCUCAGCGGAAUUUAAUUCCCCCUCGUUUGUCUGGGGCGGUUUUACCCCUUUCUUCCCGUGGCUCGGGGAGCUCCCUGCGGUCGGGCCGGGAGGAGGAGCCGGGGCGGGGCGGGGCCCGCCUUGGGGCGGUGCCGUUGAGGCGCCGGUUGGGCGGUGCCCGCUGAGGGACGCGGCCGGUGUGGGAUGGAAACCCUCGGUGAGGGCAGAGCGGGGCGAUGCCGCCUCCUGAGGUUUAGCUCUGCACGGGGAAAGGCUCCGGGGUUGGAGCUGAUUCCUGAUUCCCUCUCGGGAAGGGCUGACCAAGGGCCGGCAGAGCAGCAGCAGAGCCCGUGGAGCUGGAAGCAGAGCUGCAGGAAGGCAUGGCAGAGGGCUGCCCUCCGUGGCCCGGGCUGUGCCAGGGCCCCAGGCAGGAGCCAGCCCCCAGGGCCAAGAGGCUCUCGGACUCCGCGGCGCAGCCGCAGGCCCUGCAGUCAGCCAAGAAGGCCUGCGUGCUCAGCCCUGAGUGCAGCACCCCCAGCCCAGCAGGGAACCCUCUGCUGCCUUCCCCAGGCUCUGGCUGCUCCCUUCUCCUGGACGAGAGCGGGCAGGAGGAGCUGGGGGCAGGUUUUGCUGUGUCCAGGUACGACGACGUGGCCAUUUCCCUGGACAUCAGCCGCUGCUUCGACGACAGCGAGCUGGAUGAUUCCCUGCUGGAGCUGUCAGGCAGCGAGAAAGGGAAUUCUCCCUUUGACUACACCGAGGAGGAGAUCCAGGAAAUCCUGGCGGAUGAUUCCGUGGAGGCUGAGCAGCAGCAGCUGGCUGCUGAAAGCCACCUGAGCCAAAGUGAGAGUGGGAAGAGCGAGCAGGCGCAGAGCGGCGGCUGUGAGGCCUCGGAGCUCACACAGGAAGCAAAGGAGCCCCAGGAGCAUCCCUCAGGCAGCUCGGGGUGUGAUCCUGGAUUUUUGGGUGGCGCUGCUGCUCUGGAUGGGGCUCAGAGGCUGCAGCAGGAGCUGGACCUUGACCUGCAGGAGCUGCUGAGCCUGAGCCCGUUCGCCGGCGCCGAUGAGGCUCUGGAGGAACACAGCCUGGAAAGAGAAACUUUGGAUGCCAUGAUAGAUGAUUGCUUGGGAUAUUCCACAGCUGCUGGGAGCUGCCUUCCUGAAAUAUCCUCAGAAAGGGUGAUGCCUAAAGGCCAGGAAGGCCUGGCUCAGGGUUGCCUGGGAAAAUCCCUGCUCUCAUCCGGCCUUCCCUGUGGCCAGAGCAGAGGGAAUGAGAGUCCAGCAUUUGUGCUGCCACGCAAAAAAGAACUUCCCAAAGCAACAAUGAGCUGUUUGUCACGGAAAUCAGGCUCUCCAGAGGAUGCUGAAGGGGAAUUCAGAGGAGCUGAGCAGCCUCCAGGCAGCACUAAAUUAAGGGACACAGCUGUAGGCCAGAGUGGGCAGGAAGAGCCACCCACUUGGAAGAAAAGUGGCAAAGUAAUUCCUGUCCCACAGGAGGAGGAAGAAAGGCCAAAACAACGGACCUGCAUUUCAGAAGCACAGCCUGAGCAAAAGAGACGUUUCUCUCCAGGCUGUGCCAAUCCAAGUGAGGAAAGGUGUGGCUAUUACCUCAGAGCCCGACAUCUCCCACCCCCCAGGCCCAUGUGUCCCAGCCCUCCCCGGUUCCGCCGCACCUGGGGCCCUUUUGGCAGGAGCAGGUCGGAGCCUCCGCUGUGCACCAAGAAAUCCUGAGCCCUGGAGAUGAUCCUUCAUCCCCUCCCCGUGCUGAGAACCCCUCCCAGCCUUCCAUUAAAUGUUUUUCCUCGUUAUUGUUGGACUUUAAUUGGACAGAGAGGAGCCCCAUGUACUUUUUAGAGCAAGUGGCACGAGGAAGAGGAGCCCCCCCUGCUUCCCUGUGAGGUGGAUUCCCUGUGGGAGCUGUGGCGUGGAUGGGAGGAGUGGGAAAAACAGCAGGGAAAAAGUUUGGUCCAUCCCAGUGCUGCUGUCAGCUGGGAAUGAGGAGGAUGAAUAUUGGGGUGUCCAAGCCUUGGGGUGUCUGAUGGGAUCAGGGAGGUACCCAGGCCACAAAGGCAUCACUGAAGGAAAGGAGGAACCUGUGGGAAUGUCACACCCUUGGGGUCACCUCAGGCCAGCCAAGCCCAGGCCACGGGUCUGGAAUUAAAAUGCAUUUCUGGAUUUAUCUCUCCAGCCAAGGGAUCCCCAAAACCCCCUGAAUUCACCUCUCCCGUGGAAGUGCUUGGAGCUGCAUCCUUCCUGAGGCUGUGCUGCAUUCCCAGCAGUUCCCAGUUCACUCAGCUCCUCUCCCAGGCAGCUCCUUCCCUGCUGGGGAGGGCUGGAGCUGCCUCAGAGCCCCAGGGGCAUGGUCUGGUGAGCUGAGCUCUGAAGCAGCUCAUUCCCUGCUGCCCAGCUGCCCCUUCCUGCAGGAAGCAGUGAAUCCCAGCCUCAGUUCCCAGCAUCUCUUGAUUUCUGCACCACAACCUUCCCUGGAGAUGCAGGAGAUGAAAGGACACGACCUGAAAGGAGCAUCCCUGAAAUCCAUGUGAUGUUUUCUGUCCUUUCCCUGAGUGUGGAUUCACACUGAGCUGCUUUUGCUGCUUCUCUGUGCUCUCCCAGCACGGAUCCCACCCGUGGCUGUAAUUGCUUGUGGGUUUUAUGGGGUGUGUAGGAAGGGCUGGCACAUUGCUCAGCAUUCCCGAGGGUUUUAAUGAAGAGAGCCCCAGGGGAAUGUGUGGGAUCAUUCCUGCCCCCAGCCCCACGGGAAGCAGAGCUGUUUGCUAAAAUCCAGAGAUUUCAAAGAGCUGAGAGGCCAACUGGUGGUUCUUCAGCUGGGAAAGAGGCAAUUAUUCCCUGCUGACCCUCAGUUCCCCAUAAAAAUGGGAUAUGAAUAGGCCACCAGCCCCCUCCUGCCCACCCCUUGGCUCUGUGGCUCAUUCCCCAGGGAGCAGCUGGAAAUGCUGCCAGGAGCGUGGAGCCUUUGCACGGAGCACAGAGCUGUGGCCAGCCAGCCACUGGGAGUUCCUUGGGGCUGAAGGAAGGAAUAUUUCUACCCUGGAGGGUCCCAAAGACAGGCAGGGUUCUCUCAGGUCUCCCCAGUGCCACAGUUUGGGUUUAAAUGCUGCCAGCUCAGAGCAGAGUCGUUCCCAUCAUGGCAUGUUUUAUCCAGGAUCUAAAUAACCACAGAGAACUGGGUACCACCGGCUUUUCUAGCUCCUCUUACCCCACACCUCUGUAGUACCAGAGGGGUGAGGAAGCCUGGGAGUUUCCUGGGCAGUGCUGGCUGCUGACAGCAGAGCUCUCCCAGGAUUCUGCUGCCUGCUCCCGGCCCAGCUCUGCUCCUGUAUCCCGCUUUUUACUGCACACAUCAAGGUUUGCAGCUUCACUGCUCAAUACAUCCCUGCCUUUAACUGAAUUGUACUCGAUCCAGGCCCUAAUUCAGCCUCUGAGCACUUCAUAAACCAGCAAGAGUUUGUCUAGCAAUGAACACCCAAAGGUGAGGAUGGAUCCAGGACCAGCACGUGGAUGGCACUGCCACGGAGUGCGUGGCUAAUAACUGCAAGCACAUCCCUCUGGGAGGAAUCUCCCUUUCCCACCAGCAGAUUCCCAGCAGGAGACAGCAUUUGGAAGGGGAUGGCUCAACCUUGGCUGCCUCUCACAGCACCGUCCCUGCUGAGAGCCUGACACCGGGGUGAGAAACCUCCACAUCCCAAUUAAAUCCCUCCCACGCCGAGCGCGGCAAUCAAUAAAGCGCCUACGCCGCCCUCCAGCCAGGCAGGGAUCUCCCGGCCUCUGGGAUGGAGGGAGAGGGCUGCAACGGGCUGCUUUGUUGUUUCCAGAUUGCUGAGACACCUUUUGAGCCUGCUGAGCUCGUUGCUCACCCUGAUCCACGGGUGAUCCAGCUCCCCGGGCUCGGGGGAGCACAUCCAGCUCGGACAAGCUGGGAUCAGCGCCUGGGGUCAGAUUGGUGCCUCUGCUUUGCUCUCCUUCCCCCCACGAGGCUGGGGGCUCUCCGGGGAGGGGGUGAGGCUGGUUUGGAGUGGCUCAGGGGGUGAGGACACGUUUCAGAAUGCAGCCAGAGGGGUUUGGCACCUUUUUGGGCAGCUGAGGUGGGGGAGCUCCUCGAACUGGAGCUUGUCCUGGUCCCGAGGGCUAGCCCAGAGCUGUGCUGGCAGGGGAGGUUUUACCUGAGCUGUGUCACCUCUGCUCUCCAUCUCACAAAAAUAAACCUGCCCUGAGCUGCUCGACAGCUGGCACCUCGCAGUGAGGCUGUUUGCAGGUCACAGGGGGUGUGGGCUCUUUUGGGGUCUUCCAUCAUCACCCCCUGCUCUUUGGGCCUCAGCAGUGCCCCAGGCCCAGCCCAGCUCCCCUCUCUUCAUUAGCUCAGCCUAAUGAGGAGGGAAAUUAAAUGCUAUUCCUGACUUGCCAGCCAUCCUGAGUGUUUCCUCAGGGACCCUGUGGAGCAGUGGGAGUGGUGGGAGGGCAUCACCCACCCAGCUGGGAUUUGGGGUUGCCAAAGAGCAUUGGUGUGAAGAUUAUUUCUCAGCCACCUCAUCCUCCUGCUCCUCCUUCCCCUCCUCACUCACCUUGGCAUCACCUUGGCAAAAAAUGGUCCUGCCUGGCCAAAAUCCCUGAAUUCAGAGCAGGGCCUGUACUCGCUGCCACUCACCAGCCCUCGCCCUGGCAUUGCCAGGGGGGAGUUUGCACCAGUCAGCUUUAAUCUCUCAUGACAGGAAUUAUUUUAAACCCACUCACACAAGCCCUGGGUCCAAAGAGGACAGACCCUGGAGCCUCCAUGCCUGCCUGGGAAUGGUUUCCACCCCAUGGGCUUUUCCCAUGACUCUGGGCCUGUGUGCCUUGGUGGCCUUGUGGCCACAUCAUCAGCAGGGCUGGUGACACGGAGCUGGUGGCAACACUGCCACUACCUCUGUGUGACCUUGGGAAAAUCACUCUGUGCCCUCGUCCCUCUGCUCCUGCUCUGGAAAACAGGGCCAGCACAAACCCUGUGCCUCACCUGGGUGCAGGAGAGCUCGUCAGGACCCUUGGCACAGGAGGGGGAGGCAGUGGGGCGUGCAUGGCACCACCCCAAAUCACACAGCUCCCAGAACGUGGCACGGCCACCUCCCGGGCCAGGCAGGAGCAGGAGGUGGCCUUGGGCAGGGACACAGCUCCCUGUUUACUCUGGGAUGCCAGGCGAGGUGAUCCAAGGAUAAGGAAGAGCAGGGAAGUGGCCUAGUUUGCAGAAACCCCGAGUGCUGUCACAACUGCAGCCGCCUCCAUUGUGCCGUGGUGUUCUCCUCCCUCCCUUUGGGGAUGUUUCAUUAAUCUCCCCGGGGCUGGCAGUUGUGAAACAGCAACUUCAGAAUGCGAUCCUGGCCAAGGAUGGGUGGCAGAGCCGAAGGCAUCCGGGGCUUGCUGCAGCCCAAAUGUAACUCCAGCAACUUCCAGGGAUGGCUGGAGAGAAGGAAUUUCCACUCCCCGGAGCUCUGCAUCCCUAAUAAUCACCCCCAGCCUCCUGGAAUGCAAGAUAUCCUGGCAAUCAGCGGGCUGCAAAUCAAAGCAGCUGCUCCACCAACAUCCUGCAGCCAGGGAAGGAGGCAGCCCUCCCCUGGGCUGGGGAGCUCCAGCAGCACUGCCCCUUCACCCCCACACCGGGGGUGCUGGGCCCAGUGAAGGCAGGAGCGGACUCGGCUCCAAAAUUAGAUCCAGCUCAAGGGAGCACUGCCUUCAGCAGAGAUCCCCGCUCCAGGUGAGCUGCUCAGCUCGGGGGCCUGGCUUUUGUGGCCAGGAUGUGCAGUGCCCCUGGAGAGGUGGUUCCUCUGGGGACACCGGGGUUCCUCGGGGACCACCGGGGUUCUUCUGGGACCACCGUGCUUCCCCAGGGCUCCCAGCAGAGCCCGGCCGGGCCCUGGGCAGCCGGGAAGGGGCACAGGCAGAGCAGACCCGGCUUUGCCCCUGCACUCCGCCUCAGCCCCGUGACACGGAGCGGGGCCGCCGCUCAGGUGCCCGAAUCCUGCCCCUGCCCCUGCCCAGCGCCGGGCUCGGGGCUCCGCUCCCUCUCCCGGUUCCCCCGGCGCUGCCCGAGCCCGGUCCCGGGGGCUGCGUGUCCCAAAUCCUCUUCCUCACCCAAUUCCCGGCAAAGUCCCGGCGCCCCCAAACUCCGUCCUCGGCGCAGCCCUGCCCGCUCACGCCGCUCCCCCCGGGGUCUCUCCCGGCACCGACCCCCUCCCCACAGCCCCGGCAGCGCUCCCGGGGCCCGGCCG
Molecule: messenger RNA, 6275 nt
Organism: Passer montanus (Eurasian tree sparrow)
Lineage: Eukaryota; Metazoa; Chordata; Aves; Passeriformes; Passeridae
Exons: 5
Coding region: 400-1749 (449 amino acids)
Molecular function (GO): calcium-dependent protein binding
Source: RefSeq, a predicted model, not a curated record